Molecule: messenger RNA, 1072 nt
Organism: Lucilia sericata (common green bottle fly)
Lineage: Eukaryota; Metazoa; Arthropoda; Insecta; Diptera; Calliphoridae
Product: putative deoxyribonuclease TATDN1
Exons: 4
Coding region: 84-1025 (313 amino acids)
Cellular component (GO): cytosol
Molecular function (GO): 3'-5'-DNA exonuclease activity
Source: RefSeq, a predicted model, not a curated record
CCAUUGGUAUUUUGCUACUUAAAACGAAGAAGACUUUGUUUAAUUGUUCAUUUUAAUUCGCAAAGUAUAAUUUUUAUAAUUUAAUGCAAAAAAGUGUUAAUUUAUUAAAAAUGUCUUUGAAAUUUAUAGAUAUUGGUGCUAAUUUAACGGAUCCCAUGUUUCGUGGCCUUUAUGGCGGCUCACAGAAACAUCAGGAUGAUUUGGAGCUGGUAUUAAAAAGAUCUUGGUUGCAAGGUUUACAGAAAAUGAUCAUAACUGUUGGCACCUUAAAUGAGGCUGACGAAGCUUUGUCGAUGGCUGCCAAAGAUGAACGUUUAUAUGUCACCAUGGGCUGUCAUCCUACUAGAUGUGGAGAGUUUGUAGAUAAUCCUGAAAAAUACUACGAAGGACUAAAAUCAAAAAUUUCCUCUAAUCUCAAUAAAGUUGUGGCUAUCGGAGAAUGUGGUCUGGAUUAUGAUCGUUUGCAUUUCUGUGAUAAGGACAUACAAAAACUGUAUUUUGAAAAGCAACUGCAACUGGCAGAGGAUUUUAAAUUACCUUUAUUCCUACAUUGCCGUAAUUCACACCAAGACUUUAUGGAUAUACUGAGCAGAAAUCGCUCAAAAUUAGAUGCCUGCGGUGGUGGUGUUGUUCACAGUUUUACUGGGACAUUAGAAGAGGCUCAACAAGUUCUUGAUUUUCAUCCCAAUUUAUAUAUCGGUCUAAAUGGUUGUUCUUUGAAAACGGAAGAUAAUCUUCAGGUUGUUUCGAAAAUACCCAAUGAUCGUAUUAUGUUAGAAACUGAUUGUCCCUGGUGUGGUAUACGUCCAACGCAUGCUGGUAGUAAGUCGAUAAAAACUAAAUUUCCCACUGUUAAGAAAAAGGAAAAAUGGACUGCUGAGAGUUUGAUAGAUGGACGUUGUGAACCUUGUCAAAUAAUACAAGUUUUAGAAGUUAUAGCUGGAGUUAAGGAUCAACCAUGUGAUAAAUUAGCCAAAAUAUUCUAUGAUAAUACGGUAAAAUUAUUCUUUAGUGAAAAGAAAUAAAAAAUGACACAUAACCGAAUCAUUUUAAACCUUUUUUUAGAUUUGAA